Messenger RNA from Aedes albopictus (Asian tiger mosquito), 1147 nucleotides. RefSeq names its product group XIIB secretory phospholipase A2-like protein (gene GXIVsPLA2). Gene Ontology annotation, biological process: phospholipid metabolic process; arachidonate secretion; lipid catabolic process. The record is from RefSeq and is a predicted model, not a curated record. Gene Ontology annotation, molecular function: calcium ion binding; A2-type glycerophospholipase activity. Bases 324 to 1049 code for a protein of 241 amino acids. The transcript has 4 exons. Gene Ontology annotation, cellular component: extracellular region. Lineage: Eukaryota; Metazoa; Arthropoda; Insecta; Diptera; Culicidae.
UACAUUUUUCUUUUCGGCAUUUUUACGCAUUUAUAAAACGCAUACUAUUGCAAUCAUUGCAUAAAUGACCGAAAGUGUGACAUCUGAAGUGUAUACAUAUGCGGCAUAAAGCGUAAAUAAACAAUUUUAUUCGUUUGUCACGUCAAAAUAAAUCUCAUCCCGUGCAUAAAUUUGAGUGCUAUAUUUUUGCUAAAAAUAGUGCCCAAUUUGCAUCAUUUUCUGCUUCCUGAAGGUGUAGAUACCAAAAAUGAUCUUAAAAGCAGCGGAUUGAUUGCAGGUUUUGUUCCGAUUCCCAGAGUUCUGCGUAGAAGAAAGGUGUCAGAAUGCAAAUUCCGUACAUGAAGGUGGCGAUCUAUUCGCUUACGUUUCUAACCUACGCCUACACGGGAUAUGGAUCGAAUAUGCUGGCCAGCUUACGCGAUGCAAUCAUAGCGGCCGAGGCCGUGUUCGGAGAUGUGCUCAAAAACGUGGUUCACGUAGCGAAAAAGUUCAAAGUUGUCCACGAAGUGUUCGAUGCAGCAGUAGACGAGAAUUGCAUAUUCAAAUGUCCAGGAGACACAACACCGUCGAAGAAUAAGUUUUACAUCCCACAAUCGGAUGGGUGCGGCUCGUUGGGGUUGAAAAUCGAUUCGGAAUACUUGCCGGCGGCCGAAAUGGAGACGUGCUGCAAUGCCCACGACAUUUGCUACGAUACAUGCCUCAGCGAUAAGGAACUUUGCGACUUGGAUUUCAAGCGUUGUCUCUACAAGUAUUGCGACGAAUAUGAGAAAAACGUGGUCGGCGAUAUAGUCGUCAAAGGUUGUAAAGCGGCAGCGAAAAUGCUUUUCACGGGAACCCUAACUUUAGGAUGUAAAUCCUAUUUGGAUUCACAGGCUAGGUCAUGCUAUUGUCCGGUGGGAAAAGGUGACAAGGCGUAUGAAAAGUCAGAUAAACAAUACGACAAGUCGGAUAAGGCGUAUGAGAAAUCAGACAAGUAUUAUGACAAGGGUUAUAAGGAUAAGGGUAAGGAUAAGAACACUGGCAAAUACGGUUGGAAGCAGGAUCUAUGAACCAGUUGUGUGCCAUCGAUUAGUUAACGAUAAAGUGUAAAUAUGUAGACAUUUUCAGCGGGUAAUCUGAUCAGAAAAAAUAAAGAGUUUUAAAAAUA